AUGUUUCUUUUAUCUCAUGUAAUAUGGCCACAAAAUGAUUAUUUUAUUAGUAUCGAAACAUUCGAUGAAAUUGUUCAUGCAAAAAGAAAUGAUUUUAUUGCAAUCGAAAUGAUUAUUUGGUCAGAUCAUUUCCUUGUGUUUAUCAUUGAAUUUUUUCGCAUUCGUUUCAAACAAUUAUCAAUAAAAUCAAGGAAUAUAUUUGAAAAUUCAUUUCAAUCAUCAAACCCACAACGGAAAUUAUUCUGGUAUCGAUUUCAUUCCCAAUAUGUAUAUCUUUAUAGCGAAACUGAUCGAUUUAAUCAAGCACUUCGAUAUGUAUUAUUAUUUCUUGAAAUGAUGUCUAAAUCUUUGGUUGUAAUUUGUUUAUUAUUUUAUAGUCAUCAAACUAAAAUGCAUAUACAGAAUACUCUCGUUACAUUAAUAUUAAUAACAAUAUUUUGUUUAAUAACCAGCCUCAAUUUUCGUAUAGCUCAAUUGCCUUCAUAUAAUCAAAAUUGUUGUUUAUCCAUUCAUCGUUGGAUUGUCCGAUCACAAUGGUCAAAUGUGGAACAAAGAAAAUUACUUAAUAGAUUACCAUUACGAUAUUCACUUAAAUCACGUCUAUUUCUACAGUCGAUGACCAGAAAUCUAUUUGGUUUUACUUGUGGUCGAAU
Dermatophagoides pteronyssinus (European house dust mite) is the source of this 653-nucleotide messenger RNA. RefSeq lists its product as uncharacterized. The record is from RefSeq and is a predicted model, not a curated record. NCBI's taxonomy places the organism in Eukaryota, Metazoa, Arthropoda, Arachnida, Sarcoptiformes, Pyroglyphidae.